Spodoptera exigua (beet armyworm) is the source of this 3123-nucleotide messenger RNA. The record is from the annotation of a GenBank genome assembly. Lineage: Eukaryota; Metazoa; Arthropoda; Insecta; Lepidoptera; Noctuidae.
AUGAUGAGGCAUCAACAUCGGGCAUUGAACUUGGCGACGGCAACAUGGGUGCUGUUCACACUGUUGCUUCCAUCAGACACGCAGCUCAUCAAUCCUGUCACAUCGUUCAUGAACUUCCUAAAUGAAGGCUCCAACCAACUUGAUAAUGAACCACCAGAUCAAAACAAAAUGCUGAGUGAAUAUGACUUCAUUAUUGUAGGGGCUGGUACAGCGGGAUGCGUGUUAGCAAACCGUCUUAGUGAAAUACCAGAUUGGAAAGUCUUACUCAUUGAAGCGGGUAACAACGAAAACUAUGUAAUGGACAUCCCAAUCGUAGCCAACUACCUUCAAUUUACAUCGGCUAACUGGGGUUAUAAAACAAUGCCAUCUAAAAAGUACUGUGCAGGAUUUGAGAACCAGCAGUGUAACUGGCCUCGAGGGAAGGUAGUCGGAGGCUCCAGUGUACUAAAUUAUAUGAUUUAUACGCGAGGAGCCAAGCCUGACUACGACAGCUGGGCGGCGAUGGGUAACGAAGGCUGGAGUUGGGACGAAGUACUCCCAUAUUUCAAGAAAAUUGAAAACUUCAACAUCCCAUCUUUCGAUGAUCCAAAAUAUCACGGACGUAAUGGACACCUCAAUGUCGAAUAUGCUCCUUUCCGAACAACUAAAGGGAAAGCCUGGGUCAAAGCAGCUCAAGAAAUGGGUUUCAAAUACGGUGACUACAAUGGAGCGGAACCUUCUGGUGUAUCUUUCCUUCAACUAUCAAUGAAAAAUGGAACUCGUCAUAGCUCCAGCAGAGCUUAUCUACACCCAGUCAAUGGGAGAAACAAUCUCCAUGUGUCUAAGAGCAGCAUGGUAACUAAGCUUAUUUUUGAUGAAACUAAGACUAGAGUUAUCGGAGUCGAAUUUGAAAAACAAAAUGUGAAACAUAAAAUAUUGGCCAAGAAAGAAGUUAUAGUAUCUGCUGGAGCUAUUAAUUCUCCUCAACUACUGAUGCUGUCAGGUAUCGGACCAAGGAAUCAUUUGGAAUCGAUGAGAAUAAAUGUUGUAAAAGAUCUACCAGUCGGAUAUAAUUUGAUGGACCACAUAGCUGCUGGUGGAGUUCAGUUCCUAGUUCGGCCGCAAAAUCUGACGCUUUCUACAGAAUACAUAUUAAAUCAUUUAGAACUAGUCUUCAAAUGGAUGAGAUCACAUAAGGGUCCACUGUCAAUUCCAGGUGGUUGUGAAGCUCUUAUAUUCUUGGAUUUAAAGGAUAAAUUCAACACAACAGGUUGGCCAGAUAUGGAACUGCUCUUCAUUUCAGGUGGAUUGAACUCAGAUCCUCUAUUACGCCGUAAUUUCGGUUUCGAUAACCAGAUUUAUGAUGACACUUACGGUCCGUUAGGAAGGUCCGAUGCCUUUAUGGUGUUCCCGAUGUUAAUGCGACCGAAAUCAAAAGGAAGAGUUAUGCUAAGGAGCAAAAACCCUAAGGCACACCCAGCAUUGAUUCCAAACUAUUUUGAGUAUGCAGAGGAUUUACAGAAAAUUGUAGAAGGAAUUAAAGUGGCUAUACAAAUAGCAAGACAACCGGCUUUGAAGAAACUUGGUGCCAAAUUGUAUGAUGUGCCGAUAGAGGAAUGUUUACAACACGGGCCGUUCGGAAGCGAUGCUUAUUUCGCUUGCCAAGCACAAAUGUUCACAUUCACAAUCUACCAUCAAAGUGGCACUUGUAAAAUGGGAGUAGAGAGUGAUCCUUCUGCGGUGUGUUUCCGUGGUUCCCUGCAAAGGAUGCGUCAUCGCCACAAAGCACCAGUUUUCUCAAUAUCUUGGAUGUUGCUCACAUUCUUACUACCAACCUACAGCAAGUACAUCAGCCCUAUAUCAUCUAUUAGGAAUUUUAUGCAAGACGAAACAGACCAGUUUGAAAAUGAACCGCCUGACGAAAUUAACUUAUUGCCUGCUUAUGACUUCAUUAUAGUUGGUGCCGGCACAGCAGGUUGCGUGCUAGGUAACAGGUUAACAGAAAUCCAUGACUGGAAAGUGUUGCUAAUCGAAGCUGGAACGAACGAGAACUACGUUAUGGACAUACCCAUUCUAGCAGGAUAUCUACAAUUCACAUCGGUGAACUGGGGAUAUAAAACAAUGCCUUCAAACAAGUACUGUGCAGGAUUUGAGAAUCAGCAGUGCAACUGGCCACGUGGUAAAGUAAUGGGAGGUUCAAGUGUGCUAAAUUACAUGAUCUACACUAGGGGCACCAGAUCAGACUACGACGGUUGGGAAGCCAUGGGCAAUGAAGGCUGGGGAUGGGACGAUGUGCUGCCAUACUUCAAGAAAAUAGAAAAUUAUAACAUACCAUCCUUUGACAACUCAGAAUAUCAUGGACACGAUGGCUAUGUUAAUAUUGAAUAUGCUCCCUUCCGCACAAGCAAGGGCAAAGCAUGGGUCAAAGCGGCUCAAGAAAUGGGAUUUAAAUACGUAGAUCAUAACGGAGCAGAGCCUUCAGGAGUGUCAUUUCUUCAGUUAUCGAUGAAGGAUGCUUGGCCAGAUAUGGAACUACUUUUCAUAGCCGGUGGAUUGAAUUCAGAUCCGCUAUUACGCAAGAAUUUCGGAUUUGAUGAACAAAUAUUUUCUGAUACAUACGGACCUCUAGGUGAAUCAGAUACAUUUAUGAUAUUUCCUAUGCUAUUGCGUCCUAAAUCGAAGGGACGAAUAAUGCUUCAGAGCAAGAAUCCUAAACAGCAUCCAGCGUUAAUUCCAAAUUACUUUGACUAUCCCGAAGAUAUGGCGAAAAUCGUUGAAGGGAUUAAAGUGGCAGUGGAAAUAUCAAAGCAGCCGGCUAUGAGAAAAAUCGGAGCUCAGGUAUACGAUGUGCCCAUACAGGAUUGUUUGAAAUACGGGCCAUUUGGUAGUGACGCUUACUUCGCAUGCCAAGCACAAAUGUUCACAUUCACAAUCUACCAUCAGAGUGGCACUUGUAAAAUGGGAGUAGAGAGUGAUCCUUCUGCGGUGGUGAGUCCAAGACUGAAAGUGCAUGGUGUUGAGGGCCUUAGAGUAAUAGACGCGAGUGUCAUGCCAGAGAUAGUGUCCAGUCAUACGAAUGCACCGGUUUACAUGAUCGCUGAGAAAGGAGCUGAUAUGAUCAAGGAAGAUUGGGGCAAAUUAUGA